Messenger RNA from Aricia agestis (brown argus), 869 nucleotides. Its product is annotated as chymase-like. Lineage: Eukaryota; Metazoa; Arthropoda; Insecta; Lepidoptera; Lycaenidae. The record is from RefSeq and is a predicted model, not a curated record. Gene Ontology annotation, biological process: proteolysis. Bases 29 to 847 code for a protein of 272 amino acids. The transcript has 4 exons. Gene Ontology annotation, molecular function: serine-type endopeptidase activity.
UUAACACAAGUAUAAUUAUCGAUAAAAUAUGGUUGUAGUAAAAUACUUGCUCAAAUUUCUGGCAGUUUUACUUCUGUUUAUAGAGAUAGAUUGUGAUGAAAACGAUAUAGAGUCUAGAGUGGUAGACGGUCAGUUGGUGCCUAUCAGGAGGUUUCCUCACGUGGCGUUCUUGAGAAUAGUGCUUCCUUACGGCGAGGAGAACGUGUGCGGGGGGUCUAUAGUGAAUCAGUUCCUGUUGGUGACUGCGGCCCACUGCAUGGACUUUGUCAAUCUGCGCCGCGACAGUAUAUGGGCGUACGUAGGCCACGAGAACAUUGAUGAGAUAAACAUUAUAAGAUCGGUGAAGAAAAAGUAUAUCCAUGAAGAUUACGACCCGUUUCUCAAUACGCCAAUAAGCGAUAUAGCCUUACUUUUGCUAAAGGAGGCAUUGCCGUUACAUAAGACGAUACAAAGAAUAUUGAUUAAUAUCCAAUUCCCAAGCAGUAAAUUUGUAACGGAGGGGUACCUGGCCGGCUGGGGACUAGUAGACGAAGUAAAUGAAACACCGACGAUGUGGUUGCGAUCCAUCACACAGGAAUUGCUGGACCCGCGCUUCUGUUACCGGAUCUUGAACGGCAGAAUACCGGGUACCUUUUGUGGAGGAAGCAAACACGCAAAUCGCCCCAGACCUGCUAUGGGUGAUUCUGGCAGUGGCCUUAUUUCAAAGCAUCGUGAACUGUUAGGAGUAAUGUCUGUAAAGUCAGCGAAAUCCCCUUCUGUGGCGUUCUACACAAAUGUUACCUCCUUCUACUCAUGGCUAGUCAAAACGGCCCAGGAGGCCCUCCAAUCUACUUGUGGACAUUUGUAAAAGAAUAAAGUUGUACCUCAUA